Mizuhopecten yessoensis (Yesso scallop) is the source of this 1702-nucleotide messenger RNA. RefSeq lists its product as uncharacterized. Lineage: Eukaryota; Metazoa; Mollusca; Bivalvia; Pectinida; Pectinidae. The record is from RefSeq and is a predicted model, not a curated record. The transcript is spliced from 11 exons. The coding region runs from base 294 to 1292 and encodes 332 amino acids.
CAGUUGUGAAAUGGAAAUCGGAAAUUGACUCGGUUGCGCGGGAAUGUAAACAAUUUGUUGUUUGAAUCUGGUGACUGUUCAUUUACCUGAUACACGGUCUUGGGUAACCAAAAUGUUCAGCGACAUGUUUUCCCAUAAAUAUGAACCGCUCAAAAUGUCGUUUUAAAAUGAAAGGAACGCUUGACAACACGAAAGCAAAGUUGCUUUGUUUACAAACGUGCUCACCUGUGAUAAACUUGUGUAUAACAAACAUUGUUAUUUGAAAUAACAACGCUACUGUCUGUUCAAUCAUAAUGGAGAAGGCUUCCAGAGCUAUACGCAGGAGCAGUGCAAAGUUAUUAUCCUAUGGAACUGGAAAUGCUGACCUGAACGUUCUCAUGUCUGAGGUGAAGGACAUGAGAAGUAGUGCAAAGUCGUUUAUGGGAGCUCAGCACUUAGCAUCUCAUGAUAUGCUGAAGUGGGCGGCAAAUGAAGAGAACCGAGCAAUUCAGGAUGUGACAAACCAAAUUUCUGAGUUGAACACACAGUGGACAGAUGUACAGAGGGAUUUUAUAUAUCAUCUAAAGGAAUACAGACAGAUGUUUGAGAUGAUUUUGGAGGGGGAGAAGCAUGUGGCCCAGGCCAAACAAAACUUGGCAUUAUGUGAGCAAAAGGAACUUAAGAUCAGGAAGGAGUUAAGGAAAGCAGCCAAGAGAGCUUCAGCAUCUGAAAUCAGUAUGUUAGAGGGUCGACUGGGCCAGGCUGAGCGAGCUAGAGAAGUCGCUGAAGUUGAAGUCAGCGAGAGGGUCCGUGAGAACGAGGCUGUAAAGUUGAUCCGUAUGAAGGAGGGAUUAUUAAGAGUGUCCGAGGCCUAUGUAGAGCUGGGCAGUAAAUGUGCCAUGAUAUUUGAAGCACAGAGGGACAUUGCUUUCCAGUUGCCAGAUGUCCAUGGAAAGGAACUGGAGCAGGUGAAAUAUACAGGAGCUGGAGCCACACAGCUAUAUGUGAAACAGGCCAAGGAUGGGGUGAAAAAGUAUAAACGGAAGUCCCAUCGACUAGACCCCCCUCCUUUUUCUGAGCAUGCAGACUACUCCAGAAACACAUGUGACGAGCCUCCCCCUCCGUAUUACCCUAGUGACGAGUUCCUGAAUCAGAGUGAGAACAGUAGCGACGGAAGCAACCUCUACAGCCCAAUAACUACCCAGACACAAACACCCGAACACCGAAGGUCCUAUCCUAUGACGUCACCCCGACACCUCACGGACCCCGAGGAGGAACUCAGUACAACUAUGGGUGCAUCGAAACUAAGCUGAUGAAGUGAUGUGUUGAUUAUAGCAUUAAAAUUAUAUUUACCUUCAGAUAUUAUAAUUAGCAUGCAGGGGCCUUGGACUGUUUUGUUAAACAAAAAUGAAGUUUCCAUUUUUACGUGAUUAUUUAACUACACAGUGGAUCUGUGUCAUGGAAUUGUAUUAAUGAAUGAAUUAAUUGUUCCUAUAUCUUAUUACUGUAUAGUGGUUAUAUUUUGUGGGGGUUUAGUUUCGCUAUAUUUGCAAUUUGACUAAUAUGCGCGAAUUCUAAACACCAGUGAAAUUAUCGAAAAUGUUACUACUUUAACAGACCUUAUCACAACAGGUUGAAAAUACUUGUAACCCAACGCUGUUAUGCAAGCUUACAUUAACUCAAACUGGGCAGUCCAUGUAAAAACAACACUUAUAUAAGUGAC